This is a messenger RNA of Liolophura sinensis, 1287 nucleotides long. RefSeq names its product FAD-linked sulfhydryl oxidase ALR-like. Gene Ontology annotation, cellular component: mitochondrion. The record is from RefSeq and is a predicted model, not a curated record. Gene Ontology annotation, molecular function: flavin adenine dinucleotide binding; flavin-dependent sulfhydryl oxidase activity. NCBI's taxonomy places the organism in Eukaryota, Metazoa, Mollusca, Polyplacophora, Chitonida, Chitonidae.
AUGUCACUAUGGCCCGCGUCAGACAUCACCACGCUUCUUUCGGACUCUGUGGAAGACCAGCCAAGCAAAAAGCCUUGCAGAACGUGUACGGACUUCAAAUCAUGGGCUAAGUUACAGGGAAAGGUUUGUUGGUUACGAAGUCCACUGGACAGGACAGAACUGGGGCGCAACACCUGGUCUUUUCUACACACAAUGGCGGCGUAUUAUCCAGAUAAACCCUCAACUCAGCAGCAGAGUGAUAUGAAAAAGUUUAUUCUCCUAUUUUCCAAAUUUUUUCCAUGUGAAGAGUGUGCAGAAGAUCUAAGAGAAAAACUCAAAAACAACACUCCAGACACAACAAGUAGAAGAAAUCUGAGUCAGUGGUUUUGUCGACUGCACAAUGAUGUAAACAAGAGACUUGGAAAACCUAAAUUUGAUUGCAGCAAAGUUGAUGAGCGAUGGCGAGAUGGCUGGAAAGAUGGCAGCUGUGAUUGAUAAAAUUGUUUUUAUAGAAUUUCAUACAUUUCUGGUUUAAUGUAUUGGUGGAGGAACGUUAUGUUUCCUUAUUCCAGAGAAUUUAUAUACAAUGUUCAUGUAGAAAGUUUGACAACUAAUUGAAACUGAUUGACCAUUAUUCUGUUACAUGCAAGGUCUCAACUUACUGAAGCUAGGUCAUUUUAACUCUGCAUACAUGUGUAGUACUUAGUACGUAGGGGGAAAAAAAGAUAUUGUAGAAUGUAUUUGGGAUAUUCCGCGUUGUGAAGGGGUGUCAUAUUUUUAAUUUUUGUUUGAAUGACACAAACUGUUAUUCUCAUGUAAUUUUGUUUAUCCAUUUUACUGCGAAUUAUGUACAAAUAUAUUAACUUUAACUUGCGAAAGAACAGAGAUGUAUCAGGAAAAUGUAUUAGUGUUUAAGUACAUACAAAUUUACCAUAUUUUACACCACGGAGUUGUCUCCCUUGCAUAUGGGACGCGACAGGUGAUUUGAGAUAUUGGAAUCGGUGGGCACAUCUUUGGUACAUGUACAAUGAAAUGUUCUGGCCUUUUUCCAGAUGGUUACCGGUAUUUCUAUCAGAUUCAGUCAUUUGAAGUAUUAAGUGACUUAGAUAUGAUAACCCAGUUUCGUAUGAAUUUACCCAUUAUUUCAAGUACCACCAUAAGCCUAUAUGUGGAGCAGACAAGACGGAGUAAAGCCAGCCUAGGAGUGGUAUAAUAUAUGGACUGAAGCAUAGGUAGAUAGCCAAACUAAUAACUUAUCACGCCGUUAGCUGUAUUGAAGUAUAGGAUUUCCAACUGGAACACUAAACG